CGUACAUAACUUAGUGAAGCAAUUUUUACUUCCGGUUUCCAAGCGGCAUAGGAAUUUUUGUUAGCCCUGAACUUCCUAUCAAUUUUCUACUAGUUUCUUAAUAAUAAAUACGAAAAUGGCCGACAGAGCUAACCUGGUACUGAUGGCAAAAUUUGGCGAAGAUGCUGAACGUUACGAAGAUAUGGCAAACAACAUGAAAAGUGUCGUGAAACUGGGUGGGACCCUGAGUAACGACGAAAGGAAUUUGCUAUCUGUUGCCUACAAGAAUGUUGUUGGUGCCAGACGAUCAUCCUGGAGGGUAAUCUCUAGCAUUGAAUUAAAAGAAACCUCGUCUGAAAAGCAGCAGAGCAUCAUCCGUCAGUACAAGGCCACCAUUGAAAAAGAGCUCACCACCAUCUGCAAUGAAGUCCUCGAUUUGAUAGACAACCACCUGUUGAAGGCACUCAACGACAGCAAAGAAGACUCGGAAAGUAAAGUCUUUUACCUAAAGAUGAAGGGUGAUUAUUACCGCUACCUGGCAGAGGUGCUGAGCGAUGACAAGAAAAAGGAGGUGGUUCUCAAGUCAGAGCAGGAUUACAAGGAUGCCUCUGAUAUCGCUUCUAAUCUCGCCACAACACAUCCCAUUCGACUUGGUCUGGCGUUGAAUUUUUCCGUGUUCUACUAUGAGAUUAUGAACCAGCCCGAUAAGGCUUGCGCGCUUGCUAAGAAAGCAUUCGAUGAUGCGAUUGCUGAGUUGGACAAUUUAAGAGAGGAUACUUACAAAGAUUCUACAUUGAUAAUGCAACUCCUGCGAGACAACCUCACUCUCUGGACGUCAGAUGCGCAGGCCACCGAUGAAGGCCAAGACCAGGAUGAAUAGAAUUUGUCGUUGAUAGGCAUCCAACAAGUUGGACUAAAAUUCAACUCAAAUAUAUAUGUUAAUCUGGACAUGGAACAUUUAUAAAGCAUAAAGAACAUGUUAGAUGUUGUUCCUUUUUUUCAGUUUUGAUAAACAGUUUGUAGCUUCCUUCAGUGCUUGUUUUCUUUUUUAAUAGAUCUUUUGAAUGUUGCUAUGCAGACAAAUUAGGAAACUAGAAAUAUUAAAUACUGAUUUGUUGAAUAUGUUCCAGAGGUAUAAGCAAACAAAUUAUCACAUAUAGCAAUCAGUUCAGACAAACUGUAGAAAAAUUUACUAUUGACUUGCAUCUAUCUAAGUCAUAAUAAUGUAAUCAUAUGGUACUGUAAAUACUAUAAUUCUGUUAUCCAAUAUAUGUGAUGGCAAACUAUUUUUGUGUGUUAUUAUAUACAUAUAUUGUUAUAAUAUUAACAUAUAACUUAAGUAUAAAUGAAUACAGCAUGUUUACAUGUUUCUCUAAAUAAAGAAAUGUACAGAUGUUUAUGAAAUCUUAUUCAGGAUGGUUUGAGCUUUAAACUGAAAUUUAUUGUUUUUGUUUAAAGUAGUAUACCAUAAUUAAUAGUAAACAAAAAGACAGAAAACACAUGUAUUAAAUUUAAAAUAAUUAUGAUAUAUUUAAAACAAACAAUGCGUCAAACUUGAUUAUAAACAUUCAACAACAAAUAAUAAUAUUCGUUGUUUUGUGUCACCUUUUCAUGUAUCAGGACAUUCAAAUAAAGAUAUAAUCUAGCAUUUCAUUGUGGUAAUUGUUAAUGUAAUCGUGUGAUCUGUUUAUGAUACAGAUUUGCACAAAUGGCAUAUAUUGUACAUGUGUAUACUAUAGUUAUUAAAAUUAAACACUGCCUCUGUGCUACAAGUAUGAA
Dreissena polymorpha is the source of this 1758-nucleotide messenger RNA. Its product is annotated as 14-3-3-like protein 2. Gene Ontology annotation, biological process: signal transduction. Gene Ontology annotation, cellular component: cytoplasm. Bases 116 to 859 code for a protein of 247 amino acids. The transcript is spliced from 2 exons. NCBI's taxonomy places the organism in Eukaryota, Metazoa, Mollusca, Bivalvia, Myida, Dreissenidae. The record is from RefSeq and is a predicted model, not a curated record.